AAACAAGAGAGUCUGAAAUAUCUCCUGCCAUCCGCAGCGGGAGAUGCCUUCUUGCUGUUCCAAAAUAUGGUCAUUUCUGGUUUAACCUCCAGUCACCUAGAGAUUUUGGAAGAAAGGAAGAAUGAAGACUCAGACUGCUUUGGUUUCAUUGUCUGAAGAUCAGGAAAGAGGCUUAGGAAUGCAAGUCUGAUAACUCUGAUCGUGUCCUGAGGUAAAAUGGCCACAGCUGAAGAAGGAGAUCUCCAGCUUCCUGUCCAACUAGAGCACACAGUGCAGACCACUAUUAAAAUGGAGGACGAAAGCUCAACAAGCUCCCAGCUGAGAGAAAAGUCAAGAAAAGCUCCGCAUGUCCUCCAAGCUGGGAAUAUCAGGGGAUUCCUGCAAAAGAGUCCGGGAGAGGAAAUGAAACAGGAACAAGUCGAGGGACAGCUUCAGAGAUGGGAAGUUCAAUGGCAGGAGUUCCUGAAGACGAUGGAAGCCUCUCCAUCAAACUGGAAGAAUCCACAGUUGAGGGAUAAGUGUGCCUCUUCAGGUGUACCUCAGGCGGUUCCCACUCUGCUUCAAGGGCAGUCUGCCACUGGCUGCCAAACUGCAGGAGAGCAGGUGGCCCAGAAUCUACCAGAUCCUUGUAAAUCUCAUGGGCAAGUGUAUAACAAGCUCAAAUAUGGAGAUUUGGGGCAAAUGAAGGAAGAAAUGGAGGGUCAGGAAGCUCUUGGCGCAGAAGUACAACGCCAGCGCUUCAGGAAAUUCCUUUAUCUGGAGGCUGAGGGACCUCGCAGUGUUUGCUUCCAUCUCCAGGAACUUUGCCGUCGGUGGCUGCAGCCCGAGAGACACACAAAAGAGCAGAUCUUGGAGCUGGUGAUCCUGGAGCAGUUCCUGGCUGUCCUGCCCCUGGAGAUGUUGAACUGGGUUAAACAACGUGGCCCAGAGACCUGCUUCCAGGCAACUUACCUAGCAGAGGAGUUCCUGCUAGAAAAGCAAGCAGCGGAAGGGCUGGAGGAGCAAGGAUGCGAGCAAAGGCAAAAGUCAGCCCUGAACACUUCCAAAACAGCACAGUCUUCCUUGGGGCUCUGGCAGAUGCCAUUCCUCCAGGAGGUGGAACAGGAAGGUGACAGUGGAGGUGGAAGUUUCCCAGGAAAACAGUUCAAGAGUACAAAUGAGGAAGAGAAGUGCAGUUUGGAAGGAUCACACCACAUAGCUGCCAGUGAUGUAUCCAAGAGAAAAGCAAAUGAGAUGCUGUUCCAGAGUCAUAGAUGGGAAUCAAGGUGUCCACAUGGGCCAGAACAGAAAGAAAAGUACCCCAAGGUGGGAAUGCGAGAGUCAGUUCCUUCUCAGGGUUCCAAACAGGUCUUUAAAACUAUCAUGCAAGACAGAAAACACCAGUGGCAGAACCUGCGCACAGUCGGUGGCAGAAGUUUCCAGCAGUCAUCAGACAUUGUCAAAUGUGAGCCCAACCAAGUGAGGCGUAAGCGGUACUCCUGCUCAGACUGUGGUAGAACUUUCUUCAUGUUCUUAGCUCUGAGGACUCAUCAGAGAACCCAUGGAGACUAUGAAAGAAGUCAAGCAAGAAGGGUGGGCCAUACAGUAGGCCCAAUUCUAUAAACUUUGAAAACAGGGUUACCGAGCCAUACCUGGCAACUGGUGGGAAGCUUGGAGGUGAGGAAAAAAUGGGUAGACCUUGAUGUCCUGUGUAAUGCUAUGUCAUUUCUGGAGGAAACCCAGAAGGGCUGCCAGGUAACUCUAGGAAUCACUGGAAAUCAUAGAGUUGUUGGUGAUUCCUAGAUUUACUCUGCGUCACAUCCUGGUUUCCCCUGGAACUUAUGUAAGGUUGCAUAUGCUUCCAUUUCUUUCCCUCCUGCCUUCUGUUGGAGCAGCAUUGGACAGCAGGAGCUGGGGGAUGGGGAAUUCACUGUCCUCCUUUUUGAAGCGCUUAAUUAUCGCCUGAGCUUUGUAUCUUGUGCAAAAUAUGAUGCAUUUCAAACAUGCAUAGAUUUAUUUAAAUUAGUUUGUUUGUGUAAGUUAAGAAACUUUUUUAGUCAUAAGGCUUUAGGUUCUGAUAUGCCUUUCUUUGGAUGAAAAUCUGGGUCUACUCCAAAUGUUGAUUAAUCUAAUACUGUAAUACAAAAUAUUUCAUCUACUAACUUAUGUAAGCCAGCUUUUAUUGUUCAGUAUUGGCACCAACCUGGCUGGUGAUAGUGAGGAGUGUUCUUUGGAAGCCUUCCACUAAUGACUCUCUACCAAUCAGAGUGGAGAUACAUGGAGUAAUGGAUUCAAACUAUGGGAAAAGAAAUUCUACUUAAACAUUAGGAAGAAUUUUCUGACGGCAAGGGCUGUUUGACAG
Sphaerodactylus townsendi is the source of this 2341-nucleotide messenger RNA. Its product is annotated as zinc finger protein 24-like. The record is from RefSeq and is a predicted model, not a curated record. Bases 217 to 1602 code for a protein of 461 amino acids. The transcript is spliced from 4 exons. Lineage: Eukaryota; Metazoa; Chordata; Lepidosauria; Squamata; Sphaerodactylidae.